Cimex lectularius (bed bug) is the source of this 703-nucleotide messenger RNA. Its product is annotated as Sjoegren syndrome nuclear autoantigen 1 homolog. NCBI's taxonomy places the organism in Eukaryota, Metazoa, Arthropoda, Insecta, Hemiptera, Cimicidae. The transcript is spliced from 3 exons. The coding region runs from base 285 to 611 and encodes 108 amino acids. Gene Ontology annotation, cellular component: ciliary basal body; centrosome. The record is from RefSeq and is a predicted model, not a curated record.
UUUAAAAGUUAAUUUUAUUGUUUUACGCUGAUGACAGCCAUAGACUUUUGGACAUUGGAGGUUCACCAAUGGUUUUGUUUACAAACUUUGUUUGUUAGGUAAAACUUUACUGUUUACAACCUAAAGCGUGUCAUAUGGUUUUAACUGAAAGGUAAACAGUCAAGACAUGGGGACUAUGGAAGAAACUACGAAGGCCCGGUGACUUGGAUACAGAUAAAUAACAAGGAAAUUUGUAGAGGCUUCAUAAAAUGUUUGAACUCAUUUGACCCUAGAAAGCAUACAAAAUGGGCGAGCAGGGAGCAGCUCUUCAAAAGUACAACCAAGAACUGGUAAAAUGUAUUGAGACGUUAAAAAUAAAAAGGAAUGAAGUCCUCAGUGAAAUUGAAAAAGAAGAAAACAUCAAAUCAGAACUUGAAUCGAAACUAUCUGCCUUAAAAUCACAAUUGGACGAUGUCAAUGCAAGUCUUAGAAAAAAAUAUGACAUAAGGCAAAGUUAUGAUUCGGCAAUCAAAGAGUCCGAAGUUGCUUACAUGAAGAUUUUGGAAAGUUCGGAGGUCUUGCUGAACAAGGUCCGAAGGGAUAGUGAAAUUAUAGAAGACAACUACAUCUAAGCCACUUUUUUAAAAUAAUGAAUUCAUUUUAUUAUUACUAUCACUAAUUACUUAAAACAAAAAAUUAAAUACCCAAUUUCAUUGUUACUAUU